Molecule: messenger RNA, 1284 nt
Organism: Penicillium manginii
Lineage: Eukaryota; Fungi; Ascomycota; Eurotiomycetes; Eurotiales; Aspergillaceae
Product: NAD(P)/FAD-dependent oxidoreductase
Exons: 2
Coding region: 1-1284 (427 amino acids)
Molecular function (GO): saccharopine oxidase activity; sarcosine oxidase activity; flavin adenine dinucleotide binding
Source: RefSeq, a predicted model, not a curated record
AUGGACGCUGAAAUCAUCAUUGUCGGUGCAGGUAUCUUCGGCCUCAGCACGGCCUAUCACCUAGCCCAGCGCACAUCCGACCCUUCGAGGAUCAUCGUGCUCGAUCGUGCAACCCCACCGUCGCAAAGCGCUGCAUCCACAGAUCUCAACAAGAUUGUGAGAGCGGACUACUCGAAUCGAUUAUAUACCGAACUCGGACUGGAGGCAAUCGAGGCAUGGCAGAAUAACCCGAUCUUCAAAGAUGGAGGUGUUUAUCAUCAAACGGGAUGGAUUAUGUGCGACGAGAGGGGGAGUGAUCUUGGACAGCGGAUUCGGAAGAAUUUCCAAGCUAUCGGGAUUGAUCCGAUGCAGGAACUGAGCGAGCACGAUGUUCGUCAGAAUUGGGGUGGUGUGUUGAAAGACGCGGAUCUGAGUCCAUUCGGAUCGUUUUAUUGGAAUCCCCUCGCUGGAUGGGCGGAUGCCGGUCGCGCAUUGGAGCUCUUGGCUCGCGAAAUCGAGGCGAUGGGCGUGAGAUACGUUGUCGGCGAAGCAGAGCGACUCAUUGUGGAAGAGACUGGGGUACAAGGCGUUGAGACUAAGGCUGGUGACAAGCUUACUGCAGAGAAGGUCCUUCUUUGCACUGGAGCUUGGACGAGCGCCCUGAUGACAUCUACUGAGGAUGUACUUAGGAUUGCCAAUGAGGAUCGUGUUGAGGUUCAGAUGACAGCAGCGGGCGUUUGUGUCGCACACGUACAACUCUCCGAGGAGGAACGACUUCAGUACGACCGGUUGCCGGUCUACGUCUAUGGGGGACAAGGAGAAACUAUUCCUCCUACUAGCUCUGGCAUUUUGAAAUUUACCAGCUCGACCUCCUUUCGCAAUACAAUCCACACACCUACCCAUCACACUAUUUCUGUCCCAACAGAAAACCAGACAGAUGCCCCGAAGGGUUUGCGCGAUGAAUGCAUCAAUGCUAUCCAAGCUCGUCUACCCCAGAUACUCUCAAAUAGCCGCCAAAUCGAUUACUACCGCCUCUGCUGGGAUGCGAUCACACCAGACCAACACCCCUUGAUAACGCCCCACCCACACCCCCUUUUGUCCAACCUGUACCUAGCCGCGGGUGGUUCAUUUCACUGCUGGAAAUUUCUUCCAACCAUUGGUAAAUACGUCGCAAAUGUUCUCGCAGGGAUCAGCAACGGGGCCGAUCGUGAUGCGGCGUGGGCAUGGAAGUCUGAGGGAACAAAAAGCCAAGGCGGGGUGCAUUCCAAGUUAAGACCGGGCAGAGAACUUGGUGAAAUCCACUGA